Messenger RNA from Nematocida minor, 198 nucleotides. RefSeq lists its product as uncharacterized. The record is from RefSeq and is a predicted model, not a curated record. NCBI's taxonomy places the organism in Eukaryota, Fungi, Microsporidia. The coding region runs from base 1 to 198 and encodes 65 amino acids. The transcript has a single exon.
AUGAAUAUAGCAAUUGUCUGUGCAGGAAUGCCUGUUAUUCCCUUGGUGGUGUAUUUUAUUAUGUCGAUGGCUGGAGUUUCGUCUCUCUUCAAAGUAAUAGUGCCCGAAGUGUUUGUAAUACUAUACGUUGUAUUUAUAGCCAUAAUUAUAGUAAAAAAAGCAGAAAAUGAAGAAAAAAUAAAGCAAAAACAAAGCUAG